AUGACUGUUUGCAAACCACAGAGAAGGGCCUUGUCGUGGGCCCUGGAAUAUCUGCGCUCGCCGUCCCUCAAUCAUGUCUCCAACCCGAAGGCCAACGCGGAAUGUGCCAGCCAAUGUGAGAAAGAGAACAAGAAGAACAGCGCAGGACGGAGGAGGAGGAGGAGGAGGAGGAGGAGGAGGAGGAAGAGAAAGAAGGCCAUGUAUUCUGCUUUUGUUCUCAUUAUUCCUCCCCGGCUGGGCGAUAUCCAGGCCGCCAGUGUUCCUCGACUGGGAUGUGGAGGGAGGGUUAUCGGAGGGUCCGCUGGGGAGCGUCUGCAGCGUGUCUCCCUAUCGCACGCUCUCAGAAGGCAGGAGGAGGGAGUGGGUGGGAGAGGAGG
Messenger RNA from Xyrichtys novacula (pearly razorfish), 377 nucleotides. The record is from the annotation of a GenBank genome assembly. NCBI's taxonomy places the organism in Eukaryota, Metazoa, Chordata, Actinopteri, Labriformes, Labridae.